AGAGGAUUCAAACUGUUUCCCACUCGAAGUCGGCACUAUAUCCUGGAGUUUUAAGGCACGUACAGUAAACGGAUAUAAUAGAAUCAUUCAGUCAAUGAACGUGUCAGUUCAACAUUGUUCCUCACAAUUGUGCUUAUAUACGAUCAAUUCUUUGUACAUUUCCACCUUUGUUACGUGCUUGGAAUUUAUACACCCUAGUCUGUUGAAACAUGCCGAUGAGGAAACAUCGGGUUUACGGGUAAACCCUUUCUUCAAAACUGGUUCUGUCCAUUUCACCCCCUAAUUUUCUUUUCCCAAGAUUCAAGAGCCCAUAUAACG
Trichoderma harzianum CBS 226.95 is the source of this 318-nucleotide messenger RNA. RefSeq lists its product as hypothetical. Bases 95 to 283 code for a protein of 62 amino acids. The record is from RefSeq and is a predicted model, not a curated record. Lineage: Eukaryota; Fungi; Ascomycota; Sordariomycetes; Hypocreales; Hypocreaceae. The transcript has a single exon.